Cottoperca gobio is the source of this 2770-nucleotide messenger RNA. RefSeq names its product dipeptidyl peptidase 4-like. The transcript is spliced from 26 exons. The record is from RefSeq and is a predicted model, not a curated record. Gene Ontology annotation, cellular component: plasma membrane. Bases 191 to 2419 code for a protein of 742 amino acids. Gene Ontology annotation, molecular function: serine-type endopeptidase activity; dipeptidyl-peptidase activity. Lineage: Eukaryota; Metazoa; Chordata; Actinopteri; Perciformes; Bovichtidae. Gene Ontology annotation, biological process: proteolysis.
CAACAUCAAACCUGACGAACUUUACUCCGCUGGACAUUUAUUGACCCACCUUUGAAACUUCGUUUGAGAUAAUAUUUAACAGCUAAGAUCGGUUUCGCAUAACUUUAGUGUUCUCUCGGUGCGUAGCCGACUGGAUCAAUGGAGUUGUGAUUUGGAUAUUGGCCACACACUUCAGCUAAGCGCAGAAACAAUGGUUUCCGUCGGCAAGGUGCUCCUCGGAGUGUUCGGGGUAGCAGUGGUCAUCAUUUUGAUAGCGGUGCCAACGGCUAUAUAUCUGAAAGAGGAGCAGGCGGGCAACAAGAACACCAGAUCUUUCACCCUGGAGGAUGUCUUCAACAGCUCACUGAAACCAAAGUCCGUCAGCUUGAAGUGGAUCUCAGAUCAAGAGUAUCUGAUUAAGUCUGGGGGCUCAGUCUUCCUCCAGAACGUCUCAACAGGAGCGUCCUCAGAGUUCUUAAGCAAAGACAAAUUUAAUGAAAAAAAUGCCUAUGAUUACCAGCUUUCUGCUGACCGCAAAUAUGUUGCAUUCAUGAGCAACCGCUUCAAGCUGUGGCGGCAUUCAUUUACAGCUUCAUAUUCACUUUAUGACCGGGAAUUAGACACAUUUUUCUCACCCUCUGACAUUCCAGAUGAAAUCCAGUACUUUUCUUGGGCUCCUGAAGGAAACAAACUGGCUUAUGUUUGGAAAAAUAAUGUGUAUAUAAAGACCAGCCCCGGGUCGCCCCCCCAGCAAGUCACUUUCAAUGGCAAGGAGAAUUGGAUUUUGAAUGGGAUCCCGGACUGGGUGUAUGAGGAGGAGAUGUUCUCAUCCAACCAGGGUCUCUGGUGGUCACCUGGAGGGAAGUAUGUGGCUUAUGCUGAGUUCAACGACACAAAGGUCCACACCAUCGAGUACACUUGGUAUGGCGAGAACCAGUACCCCAGAACUGUUUCCAUUCCAUAUCCAAAGCCAGGUACACCCAACCCUACUGUGAAACUGUUUGUUGUGGACACUGACAACACAACAAUAAUUACUGAGGUUGUUGUUCCAGCCUUAUUCAGCUCGAGUGAGCACUACCUGGCCACUGUUACUUGGGUGACAGAUGAACGUGUUGCUGUCCAAUGGCUGAAGAGAGUACAAAACCACCUCCUCCUUCAGAUCUACAAUUUUACCGGACCCAUGUGGGAUCCUGUUGAGCGUUUGGAGGUGAAAAGUGCCAGCGGUUGGAUCGGACGGUUUUCUCCACCAGAACCAGUUUUUGCCGCAGACAAGAACAGCUAUUACCUGUUGAUGAGCGACACCAAACAGUACAAACACAUCCAUCAUGUGGUCAAGGGCACAGCUACAGCAAUCACCACUGGAGAAUGGGAAGUUAUUGACAUUCUGAAAGUAACUGCAGAUAGUGUAUAUUAUUCAAGUAAUGAAGAGGGCAAAAAGCCAGGAGGAAGGAAUGUUUACAAGUGGACCAAACAGGGGUCCAAAUGUCUGACAUGUGCAUUACGUGGAGAUGACUGUCAGUAUAAUUCAGCCUACUUCAGCCAUAAUGCCUCCUACUACCGUAUGAGCUGCAGUGGUCCUGGCGUACCUUACUAUUCUCUCAUGGACAACAAGAAUGAUAAAGAGUUGAAGACUUUGCAGAACAAUGAAGAAUUUAGCAGCCUGAUAUCUGACAUCCAAAUGCCCACCAUGCGUCGAGGCACCAUCAAAAUUCAAGGAUACAAUCUCUGGUACCAGAUGUUUCUGCCUCCAGGCUUUGAAGAAUCCAAGAAGUACCCUUUACUAAUAGAUGUGUAUGCUGGUCCCUGCAGUCAGAAAGCAGACUAUGCCUACAGAGUGAGCUGGUCCACUUACUUGGCCAGCACUGAGAAAAUCAUCGUCGCCAGCUUUGACGGAAGAGGAAGCGGUUUCCAAGGCGACAAGUUAAUGCACGCAAUCUACAAACGUCUGGGAACCUAUGAGGUGGAAGAUCAGAUAACAGCAUCCAGGGAAUUCAUUCAAAUGGGCUUCAUUGACAAAGACAGAGUUGCUAUUUGGGGCUGGUCUUACGGUGGAUAUGUGACGUCAAUGGCCUUGGGAUCUGGAAGUGGAGUUUUCAAAUGUGGAAUGGCGGUCGCUCCAGUGUCCAAAUGGGAAUAUUAUGAUUCCAUCUACACCGAGCGUUACAUGAUGGAGCCUGAACAGAAUUCUGUAGCCUACGCUAACUCAACAGUAACUGCCAGGGCCAAGAAUUUCCAUGCAGUGCAAUAUCUCCUGGUUCAUGGAACAGCUGAUGACAACGUUCAUUUCCAGCAGGGAGCUGAGAUCUCUGAAGCUCUUGUGGACGAGCAGGUGGACUUUGAGGCGAUGUGGUACACUGACAAGGAUCAUGGACUCGGCGGCUCGGCCUAUCAACACGUCUACACCCACAUGAGUCACUUCCUGCAGAGGUGCUUUGCCUGAAGUCCACUGGAUCACAAAGAUAUUAUUCAAUUGCCUCAUGUGAAUAAAAUGUGGGGAUAAAGUCUUUUCAAACUUGAUUAUUAAAGCUCCAAACGGCAUGAAAGUACAAAGUGGUUCAAGUCAUAAUAUCAUUCUGUGUCUGUGAAGUUUUGUCUUGCAUUCAGUCGGACAUUAUCACUUACAGUUUUACUGGUAACAGAUCUAAAUCAAAAAUGUUCUUUUUAAACGUUCGUUUUGUGAAUGUAAGUUUUACAUAGGUCCUUACUUGACCAACAUAGACAAUAAUAUGAAAGUGCCUGUACAGAUACGUAAUGCACCACAGUAAUGUUAUACAGUUUUAACGAAUGUGUG